This is a messenger RNA of Biomphalaria glabrata, 4196 nucleotides long. RefSeq lists its product as uncharacterized. The transcript has 8 exons. The record is from RefSeq and is a predicted model, not a curated record. Bases 200 to 1108 code for a protein of 302 amino acids. NCBI's taxonomy places the organism in Eukaryota, Metazoa, Mollusca, Gastropoda, Planorbidae.
AAGUACGAAAAAAAAAAGAGAUCUUAUAGAAUCUAGAUCUAUAUAGAUCUAGAAUUAUAAUCGCAUUUAAAGUUAGUUAACUAGGUCCAGGUAUAGGCCUAAGCUAUAGCGCUCAGCAGCUGUUCUUAGGAUAUCUAGCUUUUCUUCGGACAACCCUUUCUUUGUGCUCCCUCCACUACUGCACUUUGAAGGAUGACUUAUGUAUAGACAGUUUAUGGAGAAAACUAAAUGGCUGAGAGUCUACAUCAAUUGUAGGAAAUGUGGUUCAAUAUUCAUUUAUAGAUACAGGAUUAUCUGUGAGCACUGUAAAGAAGCUUACUAUUGUAGUACAACCUGCCGUAGAGAGGACUACAAUGUACAUAAGAAAUACUGUGAAGCAAUUUAUCCAGAUGCUUCCAGGAUAUCCACAGGCUCUGCAUUUGGGGAAGAUCUUAAAUCAUUGAAUGAACUUUUCCUUCAUAGAGAUGCGAUAAAAGCGAAUUGUCCAAAGAUGUUUGAGAAAGAAAAAAGUAAUUGCCUUGUGUGUCAUAAAAUGUGUGACAAAAGUAUAUCAUGUGCUAUUUGCAGAGGUGGCUACUAUUGUAGUAUUUCAUGUCAGAGUAAAUACAAAGCUCAGCAUAAACCAUCCUGUGCCUUGAUAGCAUUAUACACCUUUGUAGACCAAGUCCUGAUAGAUGGCCAGACUUUUCAACUGCUUCAAACUAAAGGGCUAACAGAAAAUACCAAAACCAGUGCACUUCUUGGAAACCUGGUUCAUGAAUUAGCACCUACUAUUGCUGCAACUUUAUACAUACAGUUAAAAAGACCAGUCAUAAUUGCACAGAUUGUUUCCCCUUAUCCACACAUGUGGCGUUCUGCAGUUGUUGUUAGUGAUGUUCAUCAAAUGAAACUACACAUAAUCUUUCAUGAUGAGCAGAGGACUGAGGCUGCCAUAACUGGCUACCCAGAUGCUGACAGACUGGCUGUAACCAUGGAACCUCUAUUAUCUUGUUUAAGACCAGGAAACUUCAUCAUCUUACUAGAUGCAUGGCUGCACACGUUUAAAGAUUUAACAACUGGAGUGCGAAUAGAUGACCUUCGAAAAGUUCAUUUUGUUUGGGCUGAAUAAACAAGGAAACUAAUAUUUUAAACAAACAACAAAAAAAACACACCACUAACUGUAUAAUUUAACCCUGUAGAUUUUAUAAUUUAACUCCUAGAGUUGACCCUUGAUAGUCUGACAUUUAUGGGACUGGGGUCGUGUCAUAUUAGCAAAGGUUAGCUAUACUUUAAAGAAUUAAGCUGUAUGUCUAGAAAAUUAUACUAUACUGUAGUAAAAUAUUCUCUUGACUUCCGAUGGAAUAAAAAAUAGAUGAAAAAGAAAAAUGUAUUGAUCUAAAAAAAAAAGUAAAUAAAAUUUCCUCAGCUUGGGAAUAUUUGCUCGAUUUAAAUGUUUUUCUGUUUGUUUCUUCCUCAUUGGAUUUCACAAUAUGCUCUACUUUCUCCCUAUUUUUCAUAAUGUCAUAAAGGGUAGGUAGCCCCAUGCCUGGUUGUAUGGUAUGCACACUUGACUGUUGUUUGGACUUCUUGAUUAUCCCAGGUUCAUACCCUGUCCCCUGCCAUCCCACAUCAUCCUGCAGGAGGUUUGGAUUAUGAAGUAAAUUAUCUUCAACUCUGAUGGAACUUGGAAAAUGUAAAAAAAAUUUACAAACGCUUUUUUUACAUAAAUUAAAGAAAUAGCAUUGGGAGUUUCACCAGGUUAAUACCUUUCAAUCAUUUCCCAUGUUCCAGUAAGAGAUAAUGUUUUAUGCUUAGGUUUGCCAACUUUGCUUGCCAUUUGCCAUCAUACAAGACGUAAUAAAAACUUCAGCACUAAAAUAUACGGCAGAUAAACUGGCUAAAAGUAAUCACAGAAAGACAAUCAAGAAUGUAUCACCCACUUAAUACAGUAAGAAACACAUAAGAAGCUGCAAGAUUUGCAUGUCAAAGGACAUGUGCAACUGAAGUUUCCAUUGUCACCAAGUUGGUGUCAUGUGUCGGAUUACUGAGUGCAUGGGACUAUCAAGGGUUGACUGUGUAUAUAAUCUUAGCAUUAUUUUUGUUGUCUUGGAUUAUAUAUUUUUUUAUUUAUUGUUUGUUACACUGUGUUAAAAAGACAAAACAAAAAAAAAACUGCUUUUAUUGUGUGUAACUUUUUUUUUAGAGGGUAGGUGGUUGUUAAAUACAUAACAUCUCAGUUUUAAAAAGUUGACUUCCUGUCUUUCACAUUAGUAUUGAAUUUUUAUUGAUUAUAAUAAAUAAUCUUAGGGUGCCUUUUUAGAAUGUUUAAUACUAAUUGUUUCAUAAUUUAUUUGUACCCAGUGGCUAUAUAUUCAUGUUAUGGGUUUUGUGCAGUAGUUUAAUACUAAUUGUUUCAUAAUUUAUUUGUACCCAGUGGCUAUAUAUUCAUGUUAUGGGUUUUGUGCAGUAUUUUCAGGAGCGUACAUUGCAUACAUUAGAACUCUGAGGACUUAGCACAAUCCUGUUUUGUUUUAGCAAGGCAUGAAACUUAUUACUAUUGGGCUGGGGGUUUUAUACACAACCAUUCAUGCAGUGACCACAUUUGAAAUUAUUUAUAAGUUUACUACAUGUUUAUAAUGUAGCUUUAACUAUUUCAUGGUGCUAUUACAUUGAGUCAGUAUUUAGCAGCAUUGAUUUUAUUUUUUCCUGGAAACCUAAUGCUGACAUAAGUCCUAUUUUUUUUAUUGUAUUUUUCAGGGCCCUUUAAUUUAGUGCGACAUUGUGAGAAUAUAAUUCAAUGGCUUGUUGGGUCUUUUUUUUUUUUUUUUUACAACACAGCAUUAUAUGGGUCAUUGUUAUUUAAGUUUAAAAAAAUAAAUUUUCUCAAUUAAAUGCCAACAUUCUAUGUUAUUGAACGUGUAAGAAGAUAAUAUUUUUCGUAAGGAUGUGGUGUAGUUCAUACAAAGAAUAAAAUGGCUGCUAUAUGGAAGGUGUAAAGCGUAAUGGUCAAAUCUGUUAAAAAAAAACAACACCUCCACAUUAUACUAUUUACUAUGCACCUGUCUGAUGAAUUUUUAAGUGAGGUGUUAUAAUUUUAAGAUACUUUUAACUCUUACUUUUUGUUGCAGCUUCUUAAACUUUUUUAAAGAGUUUUCUUUUGUUUGCAUUGUUUCUUUGAUGUGAUAUUAAACCAGAAUUUAUGUCAUUUGUUGGAUGAAUAAUAUUUUUUUUUUUUUGCAUUUUUCAUAUUGUUUUUGAGAUUGGUUGGUCAAUGUCCUCUUCUGCUUGAAAUGAUUUUUGGUGUGCUAAAAUGUUAAGCACAUGCAAUCAGUCUGUGAUUAAUGAAACAGGCAAUGACAAAUUCAAUCAUGUUUUUGUACAUGUGAAGAACCAUUUAAAGCUUGAUGUGAUUCAUUUACUCCAGAGUCAAUAAUUUUAUUUUAAGUGUUUCAUUGAUACAUUUUUGUAUUUGUACUGUUUAUUUUAAUAACAUAGUCUGGAAUAAUAUCAAAAUCCUAACACUAGUCCUGAUCUGUUAAUUUAGAAAUACUAAUAGUUGCUGAAUAUACCAUUUAAAAACAAUAUUUGCUUUAAACUUGAAUUUGGUAAUGUUUUUACAAAUAGUUAAUUGCUUUAUAUCCUUCUGAAAAUUUCUGAUGUAGGUCUAUUAUCAUUUCCUUUUUCUAAUUUAAUGUCAUGAAUAUAAAAAAUCAUUAAAAAAAUGCUUUUUUUUUUUGUUUUUCUCUUAAUAGGGGUAGGCCUAGCUACUAAUAACUGAUUAUAUGAAAAGUCUUAUAUAUACAUUAAAUUAGUGGUCUGUAAAUACUGUUGAUAUUACUAGGUAUUAAGGAUAUUGAGAUUCAGUUAGAGACGUUAUGGCACCAGACUUAUGUCAACUCAGAAAACAAAAUAUUUUAUUUAAUAAUUUUUUUAAAAAUUAUAGUGGUAUGCAUGGAUGACUUCCUAAUUGUCUGGUAUGCACAUCGUCUCAAUGGUACUGGGUUCACAUGCUGUCACCCAAUGGGAGGUUAAGGUUAGGAUGUAAUAUUUAAUUCUGAUUCGAAGGAACAUCUAGACAUUUAAAAUAAAUUCUUUUUAGACUGCCAGUAUUACAUUUCUGUCAUUAAACUGACUUCUUAGCAAGUGGUACACCACCAGCCUUGUCAUGCACUAUCUAGUUUAUGAUCUGUCAAUAAAAUAUGAAGUGGAGAAAAGAA